AUGGUCUUGAACCUUGAAGCGGGUAGGGUUUUGGUCUAUUGUCAAGGGUUUUCUGAUAUGGUUAUAUCACUGGACAACAUGGUUGAUAGGCUUUCUGAUGUUAAGCUUCAGCCAACUAAGGAUAAGGUCGUUAAAGCCAAUGAGGUUUUAGCUGCUGGUCAUCAACCACGCCCUAUCAUGGAAACCAUCAUUGUAACCCUUUUGUAUCUUGCCCUGCAUAGUGAGAAAAUUGAGUUGGAGACUGGUCAACCACAGAAGAAGCAAAAACGUCGUGGAAGACCUCCUAAGACACAAGGUGAAUCUACAUCAUUACAUCUGACUGAUGAUGUGGCGCUUUUCAAGAAAUUAGAACGCAGGGGAAGACCACCUAAAGUGCAGGCAGGGGAGUUGACCAAUGCAAAAAAGUCAAAGCUUGUGGUGGGCAAGAAAAACAACAACCAGUUGAAGGGUAAAAAUGUCAAAAAGGGUCCCAAAAGUUUCCAAAACAGAAUACCAGUUGCCCUUCAUCAUCCUGAUGAGGGGGAUUUGGGGUAUAUAUACCUUGAUUUAAAUUGUAGACAGGGGAAGUAUCCUGGUUGUGCUCAUUUUGCCAUAAGAGGAGGGCGUACAGUUUCCAAAACAGAAUACCAGUUGCCAGUGAUUGUCGUUGUUUGCAACUUCUCAAAGCCCCGUAAUUCAUCAAUCGUGAGACUUAACCACUCUGAUGUGGAUACCCUUUUCCAUGAAUUUGAGCAUGCUCUUCAUUCCUUGCUUUCAUGA
Molecule: messenger RNA, 759 nt
Organism: Lactuca saligna
Lineage: Eukaryota; Viridiplantae; Streptophyta; Magnoliopsida; Asterales; Asteraceae
Source: the annotation of a GenBank genome assembly